AUGGUGGAGUUCUUGGACUCGCCCCACUUGCCGCUGCCCAUGAUCAUGUCCUUGCUGAUAUCGAGCGCGUCCCGCGGCGAUUGCAGACGAAGAGUGGGGCUCGUCGCUGGCACCCCGGACGAGACGGCGGGUGGGUCCGCCUUCAGCAACGUUGGGCUCGACGACGACUCUCCUGCUGCGGCUGCGGCUGCGGCUGGUGGCGGCAGCGGCGAUGAGGGGAGCAGCGUACCGCGGCCCGCGGCCCCGUCCACGCCAGUCGCCGUGCUCAGCAGGGAUGUGUGGUUUCCGUCCCUGCGGCGGCUGCGAGUGGUGGCGGAAGACGUGGCCGGCGGGAGCUGCGUGGUGAUGGUUGCGACGGGCGAGGAGUACGGCCACCGCAGGCGCGUGGAGCAGCUGCUGGCCAUCGUCAACGACGACCUGGGCUGGAACAUGAGCAACGACGCGCCGGGCGAGGAGGAGAAGAUCUUCAUCUUCGUGUCGAAGGCGAAGCAGGCGAUCGGGUGUCUCGUGGUGGAGCGAGUGGAGCAGGCCUUCCGCGUGGUGGGCGAGCAAGGAGACGAGUGCAGCACCCAGCCCGAACCGGCGGUCAUGGGCAUCUCGCGCAUCUGGGUGCACGAGGAGCACCGAAGGACGGGGGUGGCGACCAAGCUGCUCGACGCCGCACGGGCGCACUUCGUGUACGGGUACCCGGUGCGCAAGAGCGAGUGCGCAUUCACGCAGCCCACCCGGGACGGCCACUCCCUCGCCUCCCAAUACUUUGGCCUGAAGCAGUUCCUCGUGUACAAAUAG
Acanthamoeba castellanii str. Neff is the source of this 789-nucleotide messenger RNA. Its product is annotated as Nacetyltransferase. Gene Ontology annotation, biological process: mitotic sister chromatid cohesion. Gene Ontology annotation, cellular component: chromatin; nucleus. The transcript is spliced from 5 exons. Bases 1 to 789 code for a protein of 262 amino acids. Gene Ontology annotation, molecular function: protein-lysine-acetyltransferase activity. Lineage: Eukaryota; Discosea; Longamoebia; Acanthamoebidae. The record is from RefSeq and is a predicted model, not a curated record.